Messenger RNA from Hirundo rustica (Barn swallow), 3811 nucleotides. It is a transcript of the gene SLC38A7, whose product is annotated as solute carrier family 38 member 7. Gene Ontology annotation, biological process: amino acid transmembrane transport. NCBI's taxonomy places the organism in Eukaryota, Metazoa, Chordata, Aves, Passeriformes, Hirundinidae. The record is from RefSeq and is a predicted model, not a curated record. Gene Ontology annotation, molecular function: L-serine transmembrane transporter activity; L-glutamate transmembrane transporter activity; L-methionine transmembrane transporter activity. The transcript has 11 exons. The coding region runs from base 393 to 1781 and encodes 462 amino acids.
CCCAGCCUUGCCCUUUACUCAGGAGCACGUGCACAGCUGCUCUUGCAGACCUUGCAGAAAUUAGGUUUGGAAAUCAGGAAGUGAGCCAUGACACUGGGUCCCAUGCUCACAGAAAGGCGAGUCCUGCUGUAAGGCUGCAGCUCCUCAGCCCCACAGCCAGGGUUCAGUCCCCCAUCCGGCAGCAAUUGUGUCCUCUCCCUUGAUGUGAGGGACAAGAGGAGUAGGGAAGUGUCUGACUGCCCUGUUGCUGCAUUCCAGCCUGUCUGUUUGCUGCCCUUCCUGCCUGAUGGAGCCAGCGUUGGCUGAGGACCCUCCUCGAGGUGCCCGGCUGAGCCUGGUGCAGGACCAUUAGUGGGACGCGGAUGGUGGCGUGUGCCACCUGAGGAGGGACAAUGGCUCAGGGCACUGGGAGCAUCAACAGUGACUACAAGGAUUGGGAGUGGAGCGACGAUGCUGGAGAACGGGCCAGGCUCCUGCAGAGCCCUAGUGUGGAGACGGUGCCCAAAAAUUCAGAGAGCCAAGGAAAUGGUCUGGGGACAACGUCAGCUCUGGGAGCUGUCUUCAUUGUGGUCAACGCUGCCCUCGGGGCUGGGCUGCUCAACUUCCCUGCUGCCUUCAGCAUGGCUGGCGGCGUGGCUGCAGGCAUCAGCCUGCAGAUGUGCAUGCUGAUCUUCAUCAUUGGAGGCUUGGUCAUCCUGGCCUACUGCUCACAGGCCAGCAACGAGCGCACCUACCAGGAGGUUGUGUGGGCUGUCUGCGGGAAGGUGCCUGGUGUGCUGUGCGAGGUGGCCAUCGCUGUCUACACCUUUGGCACCUGCAUCGCCUUCCUUAUCAUCAUUGGAGACCAGGAGGACAAGAUUAUUGCUGCUCUGGUGAAGGAGCCUGAGGAAGUUGGGAGCAGCCGCUGGUACACAGACCGCAAGUUCACCAUCAGCCUCACCGCCUUCCUCCUCAUCCUGCCCCUCUCCAUCCCCAAAGAGAUUGGCUUCCAGAAAUAUGCCAGCUCCCUCAGUGUGAUUGGCACAUGGUACGUCACAGCAGUCAUUAUCAUCAAGUACAUCUGGCCUGACAAGGAGCUGGUGCCUGUGGAGAUCCCCACCAGCCCCUCCACCUGGACAGCUGUCUUCAAUGCCAUGCCCACCAUCUGCUUUGGGUUCCAGUGCCAUGUGAGCAGCGUGCCCGUCUUUAACAGCAUGAAGCAGCCAGAGGUGAAGACCUGGGGGGCAGUGGUGACAGCAGCCAUGGUGAUUGCUCUCUUCGUCUACACAGGCACUGGCAUCUGUGGCUUCCUUACCUUUGGAGCUGGUGUGGAGCAGGAUGUCUUGAUGUCCUACCCCUCCAAUGACAUCCCUGUUGCCCUCGCCCGGGCUUUCAUCAUCCUCUGUGUGCUGACGUCCUACCCCAUCCUGCACUUCUGUGGCCGGGCUGUCUUGGAGGGUCUCUGGCUCCGCUAUACCGGGAUCACAGUGGAGGAGGAUGUGGUUCGGGAGCGGAGGAGACGCCUGCUUCAGACCAUCAGCUGGUUCCUUCUGACACUCCUUUUGGCUCUUUUCAUCCCUGAUAUUGGCAAAGUCAUCUCUGUCAUUGGGGGCUUGGCCGCCUGCUUCAUCUUUGUCUUCCCAGGGCUCUGCCUGAUUCAAGCCAAGCUCUCUGAGAUCCAAGAAACCCGAGCAAUCAGCUGGUGGGCCCAGGUCAGCUACGGGGUGUUCAUGGUCACCCUUGGAGCCUUCAUCUUUGGACAGACCACUGCCAAUGCCAUCUUCGUGGAUCUAACAGCCUGACUCCUCCAGGCUGGACUGCACUGCUGCUGCUGAGGGGAUGGAGAUUUCCCCUAGGACCAAAGGGAAGUGGGAAGAAAACAUGUUGGUGUGUUGGGAAGAUCCAAGAGAGCCGUUGUGGCUUGGGGCUUGGCUGAACAAGCCCUGUGGUGGUUUGUAUCUCAUUGUCUUAAGGCACCAGGCAGUCAGGCUUUUCUCAGUUCCUGGUGAAGCCAGAGCAACACUACAAGGGGGCUUGUCAUCCAGGGCAAGCUCUUUCUGCCCCUCGGGGCACACAUCACUCUCUUAGACAUCACUAAGGGGUCAUGGUUGGGGUUUGCAAAGCCGUGCUGCUCUCAUCUGUGUACCCUUGUGCUGGUGGAGCUCCUCUCCACAGCUACAAAGCCUUCUCCCAACUUUGGGGAGAGAAGCAGUGUUCUACAUAAAAGGAAAUAGUAAUCAUGUUUAUCAGACGGGGAGACACCCUACAGUCCUAUUCUGUGUCAGUGUUUGGUUUGAACUCUGGUUUCCUGCCAGUCUCCUGCCCCUACUCUCACAUCUCCCUCUGCCUGGGGGAUUGCACUUUGUGUUACAAAAUCUUCAGCUUGUUUGGGUUUUUUCUUUUGAGGAUCAGAAUGACCCUGGGGUAGGGACAUGCCAGGGCAAUGUUUUCCUUGCCAGGGGUUGCUCACUCAGUAGAGAGGCUGCUAUGACUGCAUCGACCUACUGAAGACACUACAACAGAGCAAAGCUCUUCUCCAGAUUGACAAUCCCGUUCUUCCAGGUGUCCAGGAAAUGGGACUGGGCCAAGUUUUAAGGGAUGCUUUUGGGAUAAAACAGUCAGUAUUAAUUUGUUUUACAUUGUUCUCUUGGUCAUUUACACUCUCUAUGGCUGGUGUUGCUCUGGGCUGUCCCUCUGUUGCCUGUCUGGAUGAUAGUUUCAUUCCUGCUUUUUCUGGGUUGAGCAGUUCCCCCAGCUGCAGAUUUGGUUGUGGGCGUUAAACCUCAACAGCAGAGUUUUCUUGUUCUGGGUUUCUUUUUAUCUUGUUUGGCUUCUAAAACCCUUGGGGAGGGAGGAAUUCAGGUGUAGCUGUUGAUGCAUCUGUGACGAGGGUUCAGCCCAGAUUUGUGCAAAACCUGGCCCUGCACCUCCUGCAUCUUCUGGAAGCAGCACAGGCUGUUGUGGUGGGAAGGAGAACCAUGACUUGUGCUCCUAUACUUCUGUCCUGGUUUAGGGCAAAUUUCUGAGAAAAACUUCUCAGUGUGGCUCUGUCCUGCUGCAACCAGAGGCUGCAGGAGGGGUGACAGCACUUGGGUGCUUCCCACAUGGAAACGUUUGGUCUUUUCCUUACUAACACUGAGUGUAAAUGGAGACCACCCCAUUGCUGCUUAGGACAGGGGGACCCAGGUGGAGGAGGAAGAAAAGCCCCAAGCACAGCAGGAAUGUUUGAGGGAUGCUGUGAAGGCACAGAUUCCUCCUGCCUCUCCCAAGGCAUCUCCAGCAUCUGUGCCAUCAUCUUUUGACAAAACCAGGCUCCACCAAACCCCCCCUUGUAUGGCAUCAGCUACGUCCCAAGCCCCUUUGCCAGGCUCCUGCCUGUGAGCAGGAGCUGGGGGUCCCUUUGGCAUAAAGUUGUCUGGUUGUCCUGGAUGUGGGGAGCACAGAGCCACCUCCCAUGGAGCCCAGCAGAGAUGCUCAGCAGAUGCCAAUGCCAAAAUGCCUUCCAGUACCCACCCUGCAUGAAGAUGAAAAGAUUUAGUACCUGGUGGGUCUUGUAGCCCUGGCUUUCUCGAAGGUGUGCUAGGCAUGAGGAAGUCCCUUGGCAGAACUGGAGGAGGACACAGUGUCUCAUGUCACCUGGGAAACACCUGGGCUCCCCUGGUGCUCCCACAGUGUCCCUGUGGCUGAGGGCAGGUCUGGACGUGCUCUGGCUGUUCCUGUUUGCCUUACUGCUCCCCUGUUUACAAACACGGGCCUUUUAACAUGUAUUUUGUACAUGCAGAAAGUGGAGGGUACUCAAUAAAAGUGACAUUGUGAUGCGUGUGUCAGGCCA